GGGCCCUUCUGAGGUCUGAGCGAGCGGGCGGGCGGGCGGUUCAGCCGGGCCGAGUGCCCGUUUGCCCCGCCCCGCUGUCUUCGCCUUCGUGGCCUCCGCUUCUUGGUCCUCCCCACCUUUAGUGAAACCAACGAGAGGACUCCGCCUGCAGCUAGAGCAGCCUGACUGGGAGCGUUACCAAGUGGCGCGCGGACCUGAGAGGAAAGCUGUGCGCGGCUGCGCUUUCCCACCCCUGAGGCGUUGUAGACACCGGAAAAAUGCUUUCUGAAAGCAGUUCAUUUUUGAAGGGUAUGAUGCUCGGAAGCAUUUUCUGUGCCUUGAUCACUAUGCUAGGCCACGUUAGGAUUGGUCAUGAAAAUAGAAUGCACCACCAUGAGCAUCAUCACCUACAAGCUCCUAACAAAGAAGAUAUCUUGAAAAUUUCAGAUGAUGAACGCAUGGAGCUCAGUAAGAGCUUUCGGGUGUACUGUAUCAUCCUUGUAAAACCCAAAGAUGUGAGUCUUUGGGCUGCAGUGAAGGAGACUUGGACCAAACACUGUGACAAAGCAGAGUUCUUCAGUUCUGAAAAUGUUAAAGUGUUUGAAUCAAUUAAUAUGGAAACAGAUGACAUGUGGAUAAUGAUGAGAAAAGCUUACGAAUAUGCUUUUGAUAAAUAUAAAGACCAAUACAACUGGUUCUUCCUUGCACGCCCCACUACGUUUGCCAUUAUUGAAAACUUAAAGUAUUUUUUGUUAAAAAAGGAUCCAUCACAGCCCUUCUACCUAGGCCACACUAUAAAAUCUGGAGACCUUGAAUAUGUGAGUGUGGAAGGAGGAAUUGUCUUAAGCAUAGGAUCCAUGAAAAGACUAAACAGCCUUCUCGGUAUCCCUGAGAAGUGUCCUGAACAGGGAGGGAUGAUUUGGAAGCUAUCUGAAGAUAAGCAGCUAGCAGUCUGCCUGAAAUAUGCUGGAGUGUUUGCAGAAAAUGCAGAAGAUUCUGAAGGAAAAGAUGUAUUUAAUACCAAAUCUGUUGGGCUUUUUAUUAAAGAGGCAAUGACUAAUCAACCCCAGCAGGUAGUAGAAGGCUGUUGUUCAGAUAUGGCUGUUACUUUUAAUGGACUGACCCCUAAUCAGAUGCAUGUGAUGAUGUAUGGGGUAUACCGUCUUAGGGCAUUUGGGCAUAUUUUCAAUGAUGCAUUGGUUUUCUUACCUCCAAAUGGUUCUGACAAUGACUGAGACCUGGAAUGAGCAUAUGUACACUGUAUAGGACAUGAGUUGUCAUUAUUUGUGGUAACAACUACAUAUCCAACACAGUGGUAUGUCUCUUCUUUUCCUCUUUCUGUUUAAGUUUUUUUUUUUUUUUUUUUUGGUGACACUGGUAUAAUUACACAUUAAAAUUUAGUAGUACAUUUUUAAAUGGGGUGGUAUUGUUCUCCUCAAAAAUACAAAUGUGUUGGAAAGAAAUGUUUUAAGAGUAGUAAUUUUGCAGGUAAAGGGUAUAGUUGUAAACACUGUAUGUGGUAAAUUCUAAAUUAUGAAUAUUAAAAAAUCUAGUGUGGUGCAUAUUUUUGCUGAUUGGUUAAAAAAAAUUAAAUGUCUUUUCUAGGCUUCUAAGAUAUGUAGAUGAAUCUCUAGUUGUGAAUUUGCGAUUAAAGUAAAACUUCAGCUGUGUUA
Loxodonta africana (African savanna elephant) is the source of this 1652-nucleotide messenger RNA. RefSeq names its product C1GALT1 specific chaperone 1 (gene C1GALT1C1). Lineage: Eukaryota; Metazoa; Chordata; Mammalia; Proboscidea; Elephantidae. Gene Ontology annotation, molecular function: N-acetylgalactosaminide beta-1,3-galactosyltransferase activity. The transcript is spliced from 2 exons. Bases 258 to 1214 code for a protein of 318 amino acids. The record is from RefSeq and is a predicted model, not a curated record.